CCUCCGCAGCGCAUUUCUAUAGGGUGGUUGUUGUUCCAUCACGGGCACCGGACGGCUCGUGAUUGACCGGUUUCUCCACCGAACUGUCAACCAGCCGCGCGCUGGCGCCUCCCCUUCCCCAUAUAAGUGUCCGGAAUCUAUUCAUUCUUCACGCUGUGCUCGGUGGAGUAGAACCGACUGGUCCACGGGAUGUUGACAGAAUAAAAUCAUACUACUUUUGAAACAUUUUUUUUUUUGUCGACCGUUUUCUUUUUUGGUGGGGGGGGCAGUUUUGGCUUUUACGUCGGUCAUACCCAUCUUCAUCUCCUACACAUAAUCUCCGGUAUUUGGUACCAGUGUGAUUGUUUUCUCUCAAAACCCCCCCUCCUCCGCCGUACCGGCUGCGUUAUUACCCCAAAAAUGAAGGCUAAUAAGGAUACCUCAAUCUGCAGCAGCAACGAGCUUUCUUUACACUACCUCUCGGAUCACAGCCUGAACAUCGCCCGGUCUCGGUUGCAGAGAGAAGAAGAAGAGCAGCUGUGUCUGCAGGACGAUAUGAACCACUGUUACAAUCGUCUCAAGCGUCUCGUACCCACCAUACCGCAGGAUAAGAAAGUCAGCAAAGUGGAGAUCCUUCAGCACGUCAUAGAUUACAUCUUGGACCUGCAGCUGGCGCUGGAGACGCACCCUUCUCUCCUCAAACAACAGACGGGGACGUGCCCGCAGUCCCCCGCCUCUAACCGGACACCGCUAACGGUUCUCAACACGGACCGCCAGAGGACGUCAACAGGCCAGAAGGAGGACUCCGUUUUGUGCCGCUGAUAAAUGGUGAGUAG
Messenger RNA from Salmo salar (Atlantic salmon), 815 nucleotides. RefSeq names its product DNA-binding protein inhibitor ID-4. Gene Ontology annotation, molecular function: transcription regulator activity; protein dimerization activity. NCBI's taxonomy places the organism in Eukaryota, Metazoa, Chordata, Actinopteri, Salmoniformes, Salmonidae. Gene Ontology annotation, cellular component: cytoplasm; nucleus. Gene Ontology annotation, biological process: circadian regulation of gene expression; negative regulation of transcription by RNA polymerase II; cell differentiation. The record is from RefSeq and is a predicted model, not a curated record.